CGGUGCCACUGGUGCCCCUAUUGGCUGUAGGUUCUACCAGGGCAGCUAGGGGUAGUAGAAGUAGGAGUAGAAGUAGUCCUGCUAGUAAAGUGGAUGUGGGCGACAUCGAAAGAUUGACUUCAUCCCAAGAUAAAGACAGCGACGCCGACGAUGAGGAUGAGUUCGGGGCGGAUGACGAGCGAGAAGAUUUUGCUUACGCUGCUGAAGAUGCAUUCGAUGCUGAGCAGGACGAGGAGGCAGCACGUUUACUUGAUGAGGCUGAGAGGGCUGCAGAAGAUUAUCACGAUUCUCAACGACUGCAGGACUGUGAAACGAUUCAAGCCCGAACCAGACACCGGAUUGCGGAGAUGAUCAUUGUUCCGUUCAAAUUUGACCUGUUGUUGGAUUUUUAUGAUCGGACUUUGCGAAGAAGUAGUACAGGAGAUGUUGAGAGUGCAGCAAUUUCCAGUACUACAGAACCCGAAGGGCGAGGUGGAACCGAUUCUAGUGUUACCAAUUCCAGUACUACAGAACCCGAAGGGCGAGGUGGACCCGAAGGACGAGGUGGCAAUAAAGCUGCUUCGGCUCUCGGUGCAGCUCUUCUUCAUGGAAGCUCUGCUACACCAGUAUCUUCCAAUUCAGCAUCAAGUAGUAUAAGAAUAAGUCAACAAGUAUCAGCCAGUACAUUUGAAGAAGUAAUGCGUGCUCGAAGUGGUGGACAGGAUCUAGAUUGGCGUUUUCUGCGACGCUUUAUUUUUCCGGAGUUUUUCACUACUAGUUCAUCUAGUGGAACAAGAGAAAAAGGUGGAAUUGGUCAACUCCUUGUCUCUCCUGAAGAUUUGUUCAACGACCACGAGGAUCAUGAUUAUACCUCCUCCUCUCGAGAAGAGGAUGUUGAGGAAGAUCCACCUGGAGUUGUUGCCGGCUUCCUCCACCAUGAACAAGUGCAUGAUGUCUUGAAACUUCUAUCGCACUUUCGUCUGGUUGAGCGGGUUCGUCCUGUCCUCGAUUCGUGCAGUGAGGAUGUUGGUACAAGAACAAGCUCUCUUUUGAAAGGAUGCGGACACGAUGAAGCUGCGGACACGAUCAUCAAAGUAGAAGACGAUUUCUUCGAUGAAGCAAGGCAAAUAAACAGGCCCAGGGACAACAAUGAUGAACAAGUGGCACCACAACAACGUCUGCCUCCUCGUGAAAAAUCAAAAUCUUCGAUAGGUCAGCUGUCUCUCUAUGCGGAGGACCCUGAGGAUGAGGAGGAGUUAUUAGAAGUCUUCAACAGCAAGGGGAACAAUGAUGCUUUGCUGGGGACGGGUACUAGCAGGACUACCAAUUCUAGUAGCACAUCUCGAUCCCCUUCUCCUAGUCCUACUUCUAGUAGUGGUCCAACAAGAACGAUGCCGAUGAAAGUGAAGGGUGGAAGCUGUGGACCUACUUCUAGAGAUGAUACGAGUCCUUCUCCGUCUAGAACUGAAGACACUAGAAUUGCGACCCCGCCAAGGACCCAAGGAACGUCUCGAGUUGUACAAAAACCAUCAGAAUGGCAACAUCACGAUGCUAAUUCCCGUCAAGUAAACAAAAGCCCACCUAGUAGAGUUACAAAAGAAGUUUCGAGCUUACUUUUUGCUCGCUGCGUGAAUCUUGUUUUAGACGAGUGUGGUGGAGCUGCUCCUGCUGGUGCUGCGGAAUCUUCACUAGAAGGUGCUGGAGAUGGAAGUAGAGGAGGUUCUUCUCAAACAAUUCACAUUAACCCUCCAUCAACUUCAACCUCUCCAACGAAAGAAGAUACUAGAACGGGCAAGAAAGUGCACGUUGUAGUAGACCCGGAAGCACCUCCUUCGGAACAAGAAUCUGCGCCACCUAAAUGUAAGCCAAUGUUGCCACAGACCGGUGCACAUCAUGAUACGACGACUCUUUUCGAAGCUUUAUAUUCUGCACUGCAUCGCCGUGUACGAGGAAUCGAAACUUGUUCAUCCCCUGUGUGGCAAGAAAGUCAAAGUCUUCAAAUUCCAGAUGAACUGGAAGAUUACGACUUCAUUAUUCGUGUUUUAAAAUGCCAUGACUUGGUGACACCUCGACAAGCCAGGAUUUUGAAGGUGGUGAGUGAGCUAAAGUUAAGGGUCGUUAUUUCCACAUUACGAUUACAUUCUGCACUACCAUCUUCCCUGAACAAUCUUUCCCCACUAGUAACAAAGAAGUCAGGGAUCAUGUUCUGAAGAAUGCAAUUGCGGAAGAACCUCUAAAAAUAGAGGACCAAUACGGGAUGAAGAAGAAGAGCAGCCCAGAUCAGGUGGACUUGUUGUCGAUCUUAGUUGAAGACAUCUUGAUUACACUGUUUGCCUAUCGCGGGCCACUGCGAGCACUGUUGGACGAGGAUGUGCCUGGUAGAGCAUCUCAUCCUCAAAACCAAGAACGAGAUGCAAUAUUAGAGCACGCUGUAGAGACAGGAGCAUUUGUAUCAGCACUCGAAGCAGUGCAGCGUGCUGGGGCACAACUGGCAGAUAUCAUUGGCAAGCAAGGAACGAGGACGAUGACACCGACUGGCCAAGAAGAAAUGGUACUAGUGUCAAAUAACGCAAGAACAAGCGCAAACACAGUAGAAGCAGAACAUGAUCAAGGACAACAAGUACAAGUUGUAGACAAGAAACUGACGACAGCACAGAUCCGAUUGGUGGCUACGCUUUUAGGUCGAGGACAUGGCUCAUCUUCAUCACCAGGAUCUGCGGUUGCAAUGUUGGAACCGCUGUCGCGACUCGAAGUUGUGGAGACGAGUGGCAUCCUUUGUUAAGGGCUGCCGCUGCUAUAUUUUGGUACUGCAUUGAUGGUACUGCUGCAUUGGUAGGUUUAGUUAGUGCACGAUUAGUUAGUACCGAUACCGGAAACCAAGGAUGUGAAGACAAUGAAUAUGCAAGGUAGCCUUGGUAGAAGCUCUGAGGGCGGGGGCUGAAAUCAGCCGUAGGUAAGAGUGUCACAGCAGCAUUUUUGAGAAUAUUUUUCUAAAAUUUGUCGUGUGCAAUGCCUUCUGAGUCGUGUAAAAAUUAUACAUAGUACUACCGGUUUUAUAACCAUCACUCAUUUUUCUGUGAAACUAAAAUCGUUAUCGUUUGUAGUGAGAUCUCCUGUUUAUAUGGGACACCGACACACUGACUUACCAUGUUGAUGACUGCUAAAUUCUGAGAUCUAAACAAAAUUUCCUUUGAUGUUGCAGUUGUUUUGUUUAGAUCAUGAGGAUGAGGAUGAGGUGCAAUAUUUUUGGUCCUUCAUUUUGAAAAUCAUUAUCGUAGGCGAUGGUGCUGUCAGCCCUCCUGCACCACUAAAAAGGCUUCAGUUUGAGUCCUCUACUUAGUUGUUUUUCAGUUUUGAGAAUAAAAAUUCAAGUAUUAAGACUUUGCAUUUUGCUGCUCCUCAUUGUCGAUGGGUACACAUCGAGCAGUGAAUAGAGCAUGGGCAGUUGAUGCUCGACCAUGGAGUUCGUCAUCUGCGUUCCUUGAGUGAUUCGCGAUAAUCACAGCAGGGGCAGAGCAGACGAGUAAACACGUGUUAAAAAAUGAAGAAACCUACUUGAUGACCUUGACGUGAUGUCCUAUGCAUGGGACGAAUGUUUGAAGAAAACCUCUCCUGACCUAAAAAGCUCUCGUCCUGACCUCAUCAUGUGAUUACAACAGUGUACUAUGUCUAUUGUGUCAUUGAACUUG
This is a messenger RNA of Amoebophrya sp. A25, 3668 nucleotides long. The record is from the annotation of a GenBank genome assembly. Lineage: Eukaryota; Dinophyceae; Syndiniales; Amoebophryaceae.